Molecule: messenger RNA, 885 nt
Organism: Arachis stenosperma
Lineage: Eukaryota; Viridiplantae; Streptophyta; Magnoliopsida; Fabales; Fabaceae
Exons: 2
Coding region: 1-885 (294 amino acids)
Source: RefSeq, a predicted model, not a curated record
AUGGAGGGUACUGCAAAUAUAGUACCUUACCACAACGGUGAGGUUAUACGUAAUACAUAUGAGGGCAUGAGCUUUGCUUGUGAGAGUAUAUAUUCGUUUGUGGUUCCGUGUACUGUAACGUUUGCGGAACUACAGUACGGGCUCUGUCAGAGUAUAGAGAAUAAUAUUUUAAAGAGGGUGAGCAACAUUCUACACCGGAGUCCAGUUGUGGUAUUUGGUGGCCUGGUACAGUUUGAUGUUAUGCCAAUCGUUGACGAAACAAGUAUUCAGCGGAUGUUUCAUAUUCACCAGCAAGCUAAGGUGCAACAUCCAAGGAUUGAGUUGUAUGUUGAGUUUGAACAUAUAACUGCGGAUGAAGUCCAAAAUGACCCAAACGUGCAAGAUGACAUAACUGAAGCAUACGAAGGUAUGAACAAUGAUAGCGACGAGGAGUUCAAAGCAACUUAUGAAGCCGUUGACGAGGACAAGGAUGACGAUGGGGGAGGUGAGGCAGUCGUGGAAGCCUUAGUGGUUCCACCCGCAGUUAGUCAACCGAUGGACGUUCCACCUUUUAUGCGUAGCUUGAAUAAUGACGCCUUGCAUGCACUAGAGUUUCCAGGAUACACGAACAUAUGUGUUGCUGACCCUGAGGAUAGGGAGUUUCGGAUCGGAAUAAAGUAUGGUUCUAGAAAAACAGUCAUUGCGGCAAUUCGGAGUUACACUAUCUCCAGAGGAGUCGAUUACGUUGUUCAUAAAUCCGAGCCACAAACGUUCUAUGCAAAAUGCAAGACUUAUGGACGUGGAUUUGAUUGGCUUAUCCAAGCCAACUUAAUACAGAAAAAAGCUUGUUGGGAGAUUCGGAGAUACAACGGAAGGCACACGUGUUUCAUGGGAACGAUCUCAUAA